This is a messenger RNA of Acanthochromis polyacanthus (spiny chromis), 6524 nucleotides long. RefSeq lists its product as uncharacterized. The coding region runs from base 499 to 1491 and encodes 330 amino acids. The transcript is spliced from 2 exons. Gene Ontology annotation, cellular component: cytoplasm; protein kinase 5 complex. Gene Ontology annotation, molecular function: cyclin-dependent protein serine/threonine kinase activator activity; protein kinase binding. Gene Ontology annotation, biological process: brain development; activation of protein kinase activity; positive regulation of cyclin-dependent protein serine/threonine kinase activity. Lineage: Eukaryota; Metazoa; Chordata; Actinopteri; Pomacentridae. The record is from RefSeq and is a predicted model, not a curated record.
CAGAUCUCGCUCUGAGGUCGCACCGAUCUCCGGUCAUUAGGAGGCUGCAGCUCUCCGCGUGCGGACCGAGAGCUGCUGCUGCUGCUGCACCGGAGACCAGCACCGGGAAGCGGGAGGAGACGUUAGAGGAGACUUUUACGCGCGCAGAGGACGGAAUGCAUCGGAAGGACUCCGACCGACUGAAAGUUUGUUGUUCACCGUUUACCGACAUGGAGCCGCAGAGAGAGAGAGACGGUCGGUAAGAACGGAGGCGGCGGAGAGUCGGUGAAGGUCCGGGGAGCACCGGAGGAUGACACCGGCAGCCCGGCGGCAUCUUUAACGGACUCUCUGCUCCUGAUCCCCCGUUCAUCUGAAACACAAACACAGAACCGGACCGUGAAAAUCUCCGGUCCUCCGCUCCCCUCCUGCUGCUCUCCUCAUCAUGCUUUCCUGCUGAGUCUCUGCAUCUUGUGGAUAUUAUUAAUUCAGACUCUGUGGGUGUGAUCCGUGGAGCUCAUCAUGGGGACCGUCCUGUCGCUGUCCCCCGGCUCCCGUAAGUCCGGCUACUACGAGCACCGGCCCGGCUCGCUCAGCCACUACCCCAGCCUCAGCAGCCGCUCCCUCAACAGCCAGAAGGACCGCGGCCUGAAGAGAGGACAGUCCAUCUUCCUGCCGGCGCUCACCUGGAAGCGACUGGUGGCUUCCACCAAGAAGAAGGGCAACUCCAAGAAGGUCCCCGGCGGCCCGGUGGCCCUCGGAGAUCCUCUGAACAACAACAACAGCAUCAACAUCUACCAGAAGGACCCGGUGCUGCACCUCAACCGGGAGAACGUGAAGAAGUCGCUGUCAUGUGCCAACCUGUCCAGCUACGAGGGCCCAGCGGGUCUGGGUCUGGGUCUGGGCUACGGUCUGGGGAUGGGUCAGGGUCACGGCUUCAGCUACAGUAAAUCCCAGCAGCUGUCCUCGGUGAAGAAGGUUCCUCAGGGGACGGCGAGCUCGUCUCCGAAGAGGGUGAUCGUCCAGGCGUCCACCAGCGAGCUGCUGCGCUGUCUGGGGGAGUUCCUGUGCUGCCGCUGCUACCGGCUGAAGCACCUUUCCCCGGCCGACCCGGUGCUGUGGCUACGGGCCGUGGAUCGAUCGCUGCUGCUGCAGGGCUGGCAGGACCAGGCCUUCGUCACGCCGGCCAACGUGGUCUUCGUCUACAUGCUGUGCCGAGACGUGGUGGAUGGAGACCUGGUGGCGUCGGAGCACGAGCUGCAGGCAAUCCUGCUCACCUGCCUCUACCUGUCCUACUCCUACAUGGGCAACGAGAUCUCCUACCCGCUCAAGCCCUUCCUGGUGGAGGCGGGUAAGGAGGCCUUCUGGGACCGCUGCCUAGCCAUCAUCGACGCCACCAGCGCCAAGAUGCUGCGGAUCAACGCCGACCCGCACUUCUUCACUCAAGUGUUUGCCGAGCUGAAGAGCGAAGGCGGCUGCGGGCCUCAGGACUACAGCCGGGUUCUGGACCGGUGAGAGGAGUCCUGGACGCAUGCCUUUUUCUAACACAAACACUCGUCCGUCUCGUACGGAAUCCCCUUGUCCUGCUGUGAUAUGGAAAGACUUCUGGAGACUUAUUUAAUCAUCCCGUCUGUGUUUGUUGCCAUCGUCCCUCCAUCCACAGAACGGCCGGCUAACCGGUGGGGACUGUGAAAGGAUUUUAUUCGUAAUAUAUUAAGGUUCCUCAUGUUGAACAAAGAAACCACAUGGAGCAAAUUGUGUGCGGACAUAACACGAGAUUUCUGGAGAUUUUAGCAUUUUCAACUGUGUUUGUUGCCAUCAUUCUUCAAUCCGCAAAGGCUGGCUAAAGAUCAAUUCAUGCUUUUGACAUCUGUAUGCACAGAUUAGUGUAGUCUUUGAAAGUGGUUUUUGACACAAAAAACACACAGCACGGGGUUCCUGGAGAUUUCAGAGCUUGUCGCUGUGUUUGGGCUCUGUUGAUCGAAAGCAUUUCAAAAUGUAAACACCUCUAAGGUCCAGCAGCAGCUACUUUAACUACAGCUCUUUAAACGAGGACCCAUGAAGGGGUGAACAUCUGAGAAUCUCCUGGUAGUUGUCUUCGUUUUCUUGGACGUUCAUGGAGGGUUUUGUGGAUUUGGUUUGCAUCACAUGGAUGCAGAAAGCAUGAGUUGUUCUUAGCAGGGGUUGUUUUUGUGACCAGUUAACUCCAACUGGGAACCAUUUGGUCCACCUGUCCCAGUGACUGCUCCCAGUGGUCCCAGCUGCUCCUCUGCAUCUGACAGACAGAGAUCCCAGCAGCUUCGUUCUUCUCUGGAUGGGAUUAAACAUGAAGCUGUAUUUCGCUGGAUGUUGAGCUCUGACUGAGGGGAACAGUUGACGGUUCAGUCCUGCUGUGUUUUCAGACCAGCUGCUGCUUUUUGUCUUCACCUGUCAGAGUGUUUGUUUAAUCUGGAGGUAGAACCUGGUCCUGGUCUCCUCUGAUGGACGUCUGCCAGGUCAUCAGCUGUUUACUCCGUCCUUUGUUCGCUGCUUCUUGUUGACGGAGCGCCUUCAGUAUUAAUGAGAUUAGCAGAUUACUGCAGCCCCUCCCAACCUCUGCCCCCCUCUAAUCCCAGCCGGACCGCUGCUGUAAACACACACAUGUGUACAAACACACGCGUGUGUACAAGCACACGGCUCCCGGUCCGAGAGGGAAGCGCUGCAGGACGAAUGCUGCCGCCGGUUUGUUGUUUCUGAGUUUGUCCCAGUUUCUCGCCUGCUCUGCGGUUAAAUUAUUCCCUGAAUGAAGCGUCGGCGUUUUACGCUCCAGCAGCUUUAAUCUCCACUGAGCUGAAAUGUUCGUGUUUAAGGUGGAUCACAGAUGAGCCCAAAGUUCAUCAAUGUGACUUUUAUUAGUCAAAGCGUCUGGAUUUCAGCUCCCUGGACGUCCCAAAGUUCAGUUUGAGGCUGCAGGAGGUCACUUCAGGUCAUCACACUGAGGUCAGAUGAUCAGCAGACCCUCAAACAGUUUAACACCAAAUUAGAGCCGCUUUCAGGCCAUAAAACCACUAAACUCUGCCUGGAUUCUUGUAUUACAGAUUUUAUUUUUCUUUUAUCGCUUCUCCCCGUUUAAAAUCCAACAACAGCUGUUUUUAUCAUGUGUUUAUGCACAGUUUGAAAGAUCGCAUUAGAAAACUAAAUGUAAACAGACUUUUAUUUAUUUUUUGCCAAAAAGUGUUUACACUCGCUGAAGCAGUUUUUGACUUUUAAAAAACACCUUCAGCUCCUUUUCAUGACAUUUUUUGUAGUAUUUCAAGCGUUUGCUUCAACUUUGCUGUUUAAUAAGAAGCAGCUGAUGCUGGCCUCUUUUUGCUGUAAUUUUAACAAACUCUGGGCUCCAAAAAGGAAAAUUAGCGGAAAUAAUGCAAACAUUAGUAGAAAAUGAGUUUUUCUGCUUUUGUGGAUGCUGGUGGUUCUGGCCGAGUUUAUAACCGAAAAUCUGUAAAGUAGAAAUAUUGAUCACAUUUUCACCAUUACGACAGUUUCUGGACUAAUAUUAGACAUGCAGUUCUGUCAGAAAACUCAACCAAAUCUGAUAUUUUAUGAAUGUCAGUUGAUCCUACAUGACUCAAUUAAAAAUAUCAUAAAAAAUGAAUUGUUUGCUCCAACCAGAUUCCAUAAAAUGACAAAAAUCAGACCAGAAAAGACAAAAACAAGACAAAAUAUUACAAAAACGACACACAAACAACAAACAUGAGACAAAGAAAUUACAAAGCGACAAAAAAUGGACACAAACGAGACAAAAAAUGAAAAAACUUAGAAUCAAAAUGACAAAAAUAGUAAAAAAAACGACAAAAAACACAAAACGACAAAGACGAUGCACAAAACCGCAAAUAAAGCGAAACAGAAAAUGACAAAAAUAAGACUAAAACACAACCGAGUCGCGAAGGAAACACAAACGACAAAAACAAGAGACAAACGACACAAGUCAGACCACAAAAAGGGCAAAAACCAACAAAAACAUGACAAAAUAUUAUAAAAACAAGGCACAAAACGACAAAAGAUGAGACAAAUAACACAAGCGGGACAAAAAUGAAACACGAAACAACAAAAGUCAGACAAAAAUUAAGAGAAAAACCAACAAAAUAUGACCAAAACGAGCAGCUGUGAAGCCAACAGUGACUCGGCUGCGAUCGAGAAUCACGUGAUUAAAAUUCAGGGACUUUUAGGGGAAACUAAUCCAGAAUAUAGAAUAUUUCUAUUAUGUGGAUCUGCAGGGAGACAUUCUGAGUCUCCUUCAUUUGUAUCCAGAGAGCUGCAGGACUUUGUAAAGCAGAGAAAUAUGAACCAACAGAGGAUUAAUGUGAUUGCGUUGAUGUUCCUGCAGGUUUGUGUUCGAUGCGUCCGUCCAGAAGACGUGACCUUCAUGUGCUGCCGUACAUAUUCUCUCCUGAGCUAAUCCAGUCUAAUCCUCAAUCAAAUAGAGCGACCCGGCUCAGGAUGGAAACAUGGAGGAGAAAUAAGCAAACGGUCGGGAAUCCGAUGAGAUUUGGUGCAACGCUUCGAUUACCGCUCAGAUCCAACAAACCGAGGCCUUUCCAUCUCCCUGAGCCUCCGUGAGCUCACAGCAGCGAUUCAUUCUGUCCACCGGCGGACGUCUCAGCCGUCCCUCCGCCUCGGACAAGGACGCCUGUGUCUCGGCCGCCGCCUCCCUCCUCUUUCCCCACAUUUCCACACACUCAGCUGUUGUUUGCUGCCCGCUUCAUUAGAUUUGACACCCCACACCCGGCAGCCAUUGUCAGGCCGAGGGAGGGCAGAAUGGGGCCGUUUGUUGGCACCGGCUUGGUCGAAUGUAGGUCAGAGUUAAGGGCAGCAUCUGCAGACCUGGACGUUAAUUCAAUCUGAAGACACGGGACACGGCGUUCCAGACACCAGCAGAAAACUCUUCAUCACGUUUAGGUCCAGAUGAGCAGUUUGUCCAGAAUCUUGGUCAGAAAAACGGGCACAUCUGUCCGAUCAGCUGGAUCUGUCCUCCUCCAGUGUUACAAGUCAAUUAGCUCGCUUCUAAUGCUGCUCAUCCAAUCAGAGCUCUAGAAACCAACUGCAUGUUUAACCCUCCUGUUGUCCUCAUUUAUGGCAUCAAAAAAUAUUGUUUCCUUGUCUGAAAAAAUCCCUCCAAAAAUUCCACAAAUUUCUGAAAAUUUGCAAAACCUUCAGGAAGAAAUAAUUCCUUAAAAGUUCUAUUUUAAAAAAAUCCCCCAAAUUUUGCAAGACAAUUCUUGUAAAUAUUUUCAAAAAAUUAAUAAAAAUCCUAAAAUUUCUAAAGUGAUUUCAUAAAUAUCAGUAAAACUUCUAAUAUUUUCUUUAAGAACAUUCACAUAAAAAUCAACCAGAAUCCAGUGAAAUUUGUUGGAUUUUGGUUGAUUUUUAUGUGAAUGUUCUCAAGAAACAUUUUUAACAUUUCUUUUUUUUCCACCAAAAAAUGUUCAAAGAUUUCCCAAAAUGUUGAAAAUUGUGGACAUCAGAAGCUUUACUGUGAAAAUAUUUACUUUUUCCACAUUUUCAAACUUUAAAACGGGUCAGUUUGACCUGCAGGACGACAUGACGGUUAAAAGAGGACGAACGUUUUUGCUCUCUGGACUGCCGAACCUUCAGGGAACGUUAUUUGUUGGCACCGGCUUGGUCGAAUGUAGGUCAGAGUUAAGGGCAGCAUCUGCAGACCUGGACGUUAAUUCAAUCUGAAGACACGGGACACGGCGUGCCAGACACCAGGAGAAGACUCUUCCUCACGUUUGUUCAUUAAAGUCUGAAGUUUGGUCAGAAAACGGGCACAUCUGUCCAAUCAGCUGGAUCCGUCCUCCUCCAGUGCUACGAGCCAAUUAACUCGCCUCUAAUCAGAGCUCUCAAAAACCGACUAGAUGUUUAAAAGAGGACGAACGUUUUUGCUUUUCUGUGGAUGAACCUUCAGGGAACGUUAUAACUUUGCUGUUCUUACUUUCAACCAGCUCCAUGAUUCAGACUCUAGCGGACCUCCAUCGCCUGUCUUCUGCUCAACCAUGAAUGUAUGAUUUAGUGUUAGGAACCCUCACAGGAAACACUGAUGGGACUAUUUUCAGCUGCGGAUGGAUACACACUGGACAUUAGAGUUAAGGAACCUGUGUUUUUAAUUGGUUGAACUGGUUUUUGUUGGCACUAAGAAGCAAACAGAAGCAUCGCCGCUCGUUUCCACGGCUCUGUGAGUUGUGUUAUUCAGGAAGCUGCUGUAGGUCGGUGUGAGAUUUAAAAGACGCACCGUAGACCGACGAUGUAAAUAUGUGGCCGUCACAAAAAGACCGAAAACCAGGGGUGUCAAACUCAUCUUAUUUAGUCCAUGCUAGUUCCACAUCCAGUCCAGUCUGAUCUCCAGUAAAACCAGUAAAACCACAGCAGAAUACCUGUAAAUAACCACAACUCCUAAUGAUUCCUUUGUUUUACUGCAGAAAUGUUCACAUUUAAGGAAUUAUCUUUUUACAUUCAUCCUCAGUUUAUCAUUUUCCACAUUACAACUUCCAGAUCACAGAGUGUCUACA